GCGAGUCUGUGGGCAGCAAGCUAGAGACAGUGAACUUUGGUAAACUGGAUUUCGGGGAGACCGCCGUGCUGGACAGGUUCUACAACGCAGCUAAAGAGCUAAACAUCGUUUGAAACACCAGAGGUAAACAUCACACUGGCCCAGCAUGCAAGAGCACCACAAGCAUCCUCUGCUGUUCCUGGAAAGUUGGCAGACUGUUUGGACUUUAUGCUCUCGAAGGUUCCUUUUCAAGGGAUAUUUCCAGAGCAGCAUGGAGAUGAUAUUUCUAAGCAUCUGCCUGUCCUCUGUGUAGAAUGGGCUUCAGGGUAAAACUCCAGCUGCACUUUGCUCCACUAAUACGAGUCUGUUUACCUUGUUUUCCAUUAGACAUACUGGGGAAAAAACCUCAACUACUAUGCACACUGAUGGCUUCGGUUCACUAACAUCACUCAAAGCAGUUUUCCUCACAGUCGCUAUGGUUACAACUUCUUAUAUGUAGCUGUUAUGUAAUAGAUGGUAACGAAGCGUUAUUCACUGUGCCAGCGCUGUUACUAUCUCUCUUGGUAGAGUCAAACUUGCCGUUGGUCCGUGAGUGACCGAGGCAUAAACCGCUACAGUAAUCGCAUUUCUUCAAUCAUGACAAGUCAACGGCAUUUUCAUAAAUAUGGAAUAUUAUCAGGUCAAAGUAAGGUCACAUACCAACACAUGCAAACACUGUAUCCUCCUCUUUCCCAGCUAGAUGACGUAGGACGCAUGAAAUGUAAUGGAACAGUUGUGGUGAACUGAAAUCACUCUUGCAUUGCAACUUACUAAAGUUUCCAAUGUGCCAGUACAAGCUUAUACAGCAUCUUUGGGAUUAGAUAGAUACCAAUAUUCACAUUUAUUCACCUUUAAUUUGAUUUAUAGAUCAAUAUCUUUAAUGAUUAUUAACGAUAUCCUUCAUUUUUGGGCAGAUUUCUGGGCAGCAAUUUUUUUUCUAAUGAUGUACACAUUUUAUGAAGUGGCUACAGAGGUUCAGUAGUUAUCAGCAGUAAAUAUUUAAAGCUCUGAAAUACAGUGGGAGGUUCAGAUAAUGAUUCGGAAAGAUUAUUCAAGAAGAAUGGGUCAGACUUUGCACACAGCUGUCCUGGGAUCUGAUGUAGUUCACCCUUCACCUUCUGACAACUGAUGUGAACUGAAGCGUGAUGCUGACUGCGUUAAGAAGUUCAUUUUCAAAUCUUCACUUCUAAGUUCAAAUAAAGAGUCAAGUUUUGCAAUCCAGCUUUAAUAUACAUUUAAAAAGUGUUGUAGUCCUUGUAAAUCAGCACUUGAAAUGUACAUUUUUUCCUUCUAGAAAGCCACCAGUACUUGUUUGAUGUAUGUAGAUUUAAUGUUUUAGUUUUACAUGUUGUAUCUGUAGCUGCCUUGAUAAAUCAUUAAUUAUUUAAUCUAUAUAUCUAUACACAGAGCUCACUUUAUUGAGUUUUGGCUUUGAGCACAGCAGCCCUAUCCAUCUGAUGUUCACACCUUAAGUUUGUAAGGGGCAAAUCUAUCAGAAGAAAGUUAGCUUAGAGGGAGGGCUUGUUGUAGGGAAUCAUGCAAAUCUGUUCCUGUAAGAGUCCAAAAUAAAAUUAUGUAGCUGGGAGUGAGCAAAACAGGUCACCUUAAUCUACAGCUGUAGGGAUGUAUAGCAUAGCUGAAACACAAUCUCUCAGUAUUGUUUAUAGCUUAUGAUUUUAGGCUGCUGGUAGCAAUUGUUUAUUUUUCUCCACAACCUGAUCUCAUUAAAAUAGAUUUCUCUGUGUCCAAUCAUGUGCUCUCUAGUAGAGACAAGAGACUCUGCUUUGCUGAAAUGAUCCAGAUCCAUGUGAAAAUGCUCCAGAGCUUUUUAGAUCAUAAUAUUUUAGAUGGAGCUGAUCCCCCAGCUCCUCUUCAGAAAGAGCAUGUGGAGCUGAUGGAGGAUCUCUGGAGAGUGCUGGGAAGGAUCCAUAAAGAGAAGCCAACAGACACCAGAACAGUCUCCAGUAAAUUCGAAGCCCUCCACUCCGAGCUGCUCACCUGAGGCCCGAUGAACCUACAGCACCAGGCCGAGUGCUGCUGAGAGUCAAACACUGUGAGAGAGUAUGUUCAGAGUAUUGAAUUAUUUUCCCUCCUCUGCUUUGAGCAGUAGGCGAGGGAAUCAAUUUACUUUUGGUCCACACUGGCAGGUCCAACUGUAGGAGGUGUAGCAGGAUUAUCAGGGCAUCAGUAUGAAUGUUUUACUCUUCAUUUCUUUUUUACAUUUUUUUCUGCAUGUCUUAUCUCUCACUGAUGUAGACAGAUUUCAGUUUACUGGUGAUACCAGGUGAUUGUAAAACACCAGAUGCGGUGAAAAGGUGCCACUGUAUGCGAAAAGGGUGACGAGGAGUCUCAAGUAACUCCUCUGCAGGCUUCACGAAGCCUUCUGUCAACACUAUGUUGGCAGGUCUGCUGCUGUAUUGGCAUGCGUUUCACUCUGCUGUUGCAUUGACAUAGCUGUGGUGGAGAUGACAGAUGCCUUCCGGCAGCCUUCGCUCUUCUACCACCUGGGAGUGAGAGAAAGCUUCAGCAUGGCCAACAACAUCAUCUUGUACUGCGACACUAACUCUGAUGCUCUCCAGUCUCUGCAGGAGAUAAUUUGCCAGAAGAACACUACAUGCUCAGCUAACUACACCUUCAUCCCGUACAUGGUGACACCUCAGAAUAAGGUGUACUGCUGUGAGGGCAGCCUGAUGAAGGGCCUGACCGAGCUGAUGCAGCCCAGCUUCGAGAUGCUGCUGGGUCCCAUCUGCAUGCCUCUGCUGGACCGCUUCAUCCAGCUCCUCAAAGUGUCGCAAGCCAACUCCCACCAGUAUUUCCGUGAGACGAUUCUGAAUGAGAUCCGUAGAGCCCGGGAGCUUUACACUGGCUUGGAACUGGCUGCAGAGCUGAGCCGAAUCCAGCAGCGGCUGGACAACGUGGAGUGCCUUUCAGUUGAUGUCGUCAUCAAUUUGCUGCUUACGUACAGGGACAUCCAGGAUUAUGAGUCCAUCGUGAAGCUGGUAGAGACUCUGGAGAAGCUUCCGACCUUUGACCCCAUGGCUCAUCCACAUGUGAAGUUCCACUACGCGUUUGCUCUGAAUCGAAGGAACCUUCCGGGCGACAGGCAGAAAGCCCUGGACAUCAUGCUGCCCCUGGUGGAAGGCGAGGAGCAGGUAGCGAGUGACAUGUACUGCCUGGUGGGACGUAUCUAUAAGGACACGUUCCUGGAGUCAGACUUUACCAACACACAGAGCAGAGACAACGGCGCACUCUGGUUUAAAAAGGGGUUUGAGUCAGAGCCAACACUACACUCUGGUAUCAACUAUGCUGUUCUUCUGCUGGCAGCUGGACACCAGUUUGACACGUCGUUCGAGCUCCGCAAAGUGGGAGUUAAGCUGAGUAGCCUGCUGGGUAAAAAAGGCAGCCUGGACAAGUUGCAGAGUUACUGGGAUGUGGGCUUCUUCCUGGGUGCCAGCAUCCUGGCCAGUGACAGCACCCUGGUCAUCCAGGCUUCUGAGAAACUCUUCAAGCUUAAAGCCCCUAUAUGGUAUUUGCGGUCAUUGGUGGAGACCAUCUUGAUCUUUCAGCACUUCAACAAGCCCAGCGUAGAGCAGCCCUCCUACAAACAGGAGCUGGUGGACUUUUGGAUGGACUUCCUGGUGGAGGCGACCAAAAAAGAUGUCUCCUCUGUUCGAUUUCCUGUGUUGAUUUUGGAGCCAACUAAAGUGUACCAGCCUUCAUAUUUGUCCAUAAACAAAGACGUGGAUGACAACACAGUGUCAAUCUGGCACGUUGCGCCUGAUGACAAGAACAAGGGGAUCCAUGAGUGGAACUUCAGCGCCACAUCUGUACGAGGUGUCAGCAUCUCCAAGUUUGAUGAACGCAGUGCCUUUCUCUACGUCCUUCAUAAUGCAGAAGACUUCCAGAUCUACUUCUGCACAGAGAUGCAUUGUAAAAGAUUUUGUGAUCUGGUCAACAGCAUAACAGAGGAAGCCUGGAAGUGUCCAGAGGAAGGAGAAUGUGACACUGAUACCUUAGAGUACGACUAUGAGUAUGAUGAGCACGGAGAGAGAGUGGUUCUGGGUAAAGGUACAUUCGGAGUGGUGUACGCCGGUCGAGACCUCAGUAACCAGGUCCGACUGGCCAUCAAAGAAAUACCAGAGAGAGACAGCAGGUACUCUCAACCACUUCAUGAGGAGAUCGCCCUCCACAAGCACUUAAAGCACAAGAACAUUGUCCAGUACCUGGGCUCUAUCAGCGAGAACGGCUUCAUCAAGAUCUUCAUGGAGCAGGUGCCUGGAGGGAGUCUGUCUGCACUGCUGAGGUCCAAGUGGGGCCCACUGAAAAACAAUGAGCCCACCAUCGGCUUCUACACACGGCAGAUCCUGGAGGGGCUCAAAUACCUGCACGACAACCAGAUUGCACACAGAGACAUCAAGGGUGAUAAUGUACUCAUCAACACCUACAGUGGCGUCCUGAAAAUAUCAGAUUUUGGCACAUCCAAAAGGUUGGCUGGGAUCAACCCCUGCACUGAGACUUUCACAGGCACAUUGCAAUACAUGGCUCCUGAAAUUAUAGACAAGGGCCCACGGGGAUACGGCAAACCAGCAGACAUCUGGUCCCUUGGCUGCACCAUCAUAGAGAUGGCCACUGGGAAGCCACCUUUCUAUGAACUGGGAGAACCACAGGCCGCCAUGUUCAAGGUGGGUAUGUUUAAAAUCCAUCCAGAGAUCCCAGAGUCCAUGUCACCAGAGGCUAAAGCCUUUAUCCUUCGCUGCUUUGAGCCCGACCCGGACCGACGUGCCACCGCGCUCGACCUGCUCACCGAUGAGUUCCUCACCGUCACCAGCCGAAAAAAGAAGAGCAAGGGCAGCUUCACAGCUCUGACACCAGGAUCAGAGUAUCUCCGCAGUAUCUCGUUGCCAGUGCCCGUUGUAGUGGAAGACACCAGCAGCAGCAGCGAGUAUGGCUCCGUCUCCCCUGACAACGACCUCAACACCAACCCCUUCAUCUUCAAGCCAAGCAUCAAGUGCUACAGUGAAAAGGAUGUCAAGGGCCAGAGGUCCCUCUUUCUCAGCAUUCCAGUGGAGAACUUCGAGGACCACAGUGCCCCUCCAUCACCUGAUGAGAAGGACUCGGGCUUCUUUAUGCUUCGGAAAGACAGCGAGAGGCGAGCUACCUUGCACCGUAUCCUUACUGAAGAUCAGGCCAAGGUGGUGGCCAACCUGAUGGAAGCCCUGGCACAGGGCUCAGAGGAAAUGAAGCUAAAACAUCAGCACAUCUCCACCCUUGUGGUGAGUCUUGCUGACUUUGUUCGGAUGGCAGACAGGAAAAUCAUCGCCAACACCCUGUCUCAGCUCAAGCUGGAGCUAGACUUUGACAGCACUGCCAUCAGUCAACUGCAGAUUAUGCUGUUCGGCUUCCAGGAUGCUGUGAACAAAGUGCUGCGAAACCACAACAUCAAGCCUCACUGGAUGUUCGCUUUGGACAACAUCAUCCGCAAGGCUGUGCAGACUGCCAUCACGAUCCUGGUGCCAGAACUCAGGCCUCACUUCAGUCUGGCCUCAGAAAGUGAUGCAGCCGAUCAGGAGGACAUCGAUGAUGACGGCGAGCCAGACAGAACCUCCACGCACCAGAGCCGGGCGCCUCCUGGCGCCGCUCACGAUGACACGGUGGCUACCUCGGGAGUCAGCACACUCAGCUCCACCGUCUCCCACGAAUCCCACAAUGCACAGCGCUCUGUGAGCAUGGAGCUAGGGAGGAUGAAGCUGGAGACCAGCAGGUUGCUGGAACAGCUGCUGGAGAAGGAGAGGGAGUAUCAGUCCAUCCUGCAACAAGUGCUGGAUGAGAGAGAGCAAGAGAUCAGACUACUGAAGCUGCGAACUGAGCCUGAAGACACCCCCACAUCUUCGCAUGACCUGGAGGGACAGAGGAGCCAACCUGCAGAGAGACGUGACGACCCAGAGCUGACCAGCUGGCUGACACGUUACGGUGCUGACCAGGAUGCCAUAGACAGGAUACUCAAUGAGGAGUAUACAUUGUACGACAUCCUUCAUGAUGUCACAAGAGAUGAUCUGAAGAGUUUAAGACUGAGAGGUGGGGUCUUGUGUAAGCUAUGGAAGGCCAUCACAGACUACAGGCAGAAGCUAUUCUAAGGCCUUAAGUGGUGACAGCCACUCAGAGAAGCCAGGACUUUUUUUUGUCCCCAACAACUCCUCUUUACCUCAGCGUUUAUAAAAGCAAGAUCCUGGAGAAGAAGCUGUGUUGACCAUGUUCCACCCACACAACAAUCUUCUGGAGUAUUUUAUAAUUUUGAAAACAAAGAGUUUGGAUAUUAGGUCAUUUUGAAAGUAAAAAUUAAUGAGAAGUGCCACUAGUUUUGUUAUACCUGAUGGACAGGGCACAGCUUUUGUUACAGGUGUGUUUAAAAUGACAGCUGGUAGGAAAAUCUAUUAUUGAAAUCUUGAAAACUGUCAAGAAAAACAUUUUCUCCUGUCUUUACAAGAUGUGACGUUUACAACUGAUCGUUUUCUAAUACAGGCCUGAGAUACAAAAUACUACAUUCAUCUGUACUGAUAUUUUUAUCAUUGCUUAUCUUAUCACUACUUUAUUUAAAUGUGUUUUAAUUUAAUUGUUAUAGCAAUCUGAAGGAUGUCAUUCCAUGUACUGCUUUUGUUUUUUCUUUUAUUUUGUUUUUUGUUUUUGUUUUUCAAACUGAGACUUAUUUAAAUUGUCCAUGCUUUUUUUUUUCCACUUUUCCUUUUAUAAUAUGAAUCUACAAUUUUAUUUUUAAGAAAUAUAUUAUGUAAAUAUAGUGUUAUAUAAUUCUAUGUGGAUGACAUUUAUGUACUUUGAAAAAGACAUCUCUAAACACAGUCAAAUCUCCAUGUAGAUUGGACCAAGUUUGCAAUGAGCACAUGUGAAAAAUUAAUUCUGUAUUAUUGUAUUUUCUAGUAUCACAAAUCAUAGAUCAUACUCACUUAAUUGACAAAAUUGUGUUUAUCUUGCUUGUGUUGUGUCAGCUUCAUUCAGUCAAAUAUAUAAGUUGUAAUGAAAAAUCUGACAUGCAAACAAACUUCAUAUGGAAGAACCUUGAUGUACUUUUUUAUUAAUAUUUUAAACCAUAACAUCAGAAAUUGGGGGGGAAUCGGUGAGCCUUGUGUCUGUUUUGUUUCAGAUCUGAUUCAAGAUUGUUGUGAUAUAUUGUUAAAAUAAAACUUUUCAUCUUGAAGCUGUGAA
This is a messenger RNA of Maylandia zebra (zebra mbuna), 7236 nucleotides long. It is a transcript of the gene map3k5, whose product is annotated as mitogen-activated protein kinase kinase kinase 5. Gene Ontology annotation, molecular function: ATP binding; MAP kinase kinase kinase activity. NCBI's taxonomy places the organism in Eukaryota, Metazoa, Chordata, Actinopteri, Cichliformes, Cichlidae. The record is from RefSeq and is a predicted model, not a curated record. Gene Ontology annotation, biological process: MAPK cascade; protein phosphorylation; cellular response to stress.